AGUUUUAUCGCGAAGCACAGACAGUACACAUCGUUUUCGUUUCAAUCCACCGUCACCAGUAACGAUGACCGAGAUUUUCGUAUUUAUGUGAAAACAUUUUGACAAUUCCAAUAGGACAAACUAGUGAACAAAUGCGAUUUAGUUGGACCAGUUUCAUUAUCCGAACUUGAUUCUCGCCGGAUAUUGAAUUCAUAUAGCGAGUAAAAAUUUAUGGGUUAAAUGAAAUGAACAGAAAAAAAAUGUCAGGAUUUCAGUUUCACAUUUUAAUCCGUGAGUGAAUCGACGCUAUAAAGGCCGUUUGUCGAGUAAACUUUUAUGUGCGAAUCUCCGUAAAAAUAGGACUUUGCCACGAAUAGAUUUAUAUAUGAAAAUAAAAAUGUGAGUAUUUUUGCCGGUGAGGUUGACACAUGGAACAAGAAGGACAUGGAUUACAACCAGAGAAGAAAAAAUGAAUAAUAACAAAUAACGGUCUUACGUGAUAUUAUUAGAAGUUAGUUUUUUUCCGUGCAAAUCGUCAUACAUGCACAGAUGACGUGACAUUUUCUUGGCUGACAAUUUAUGAGCUCUCAUUUUUUUUCUCUCGCACGGUUAUCUUAUCUCUCGACGCAAAGAAAGAAAUUUAAGCGAUUGCUGUUACACUGGCGAACAUAGUACGUUUGAGCAUCUAGGCUGUUUCAAUUGGAUUUUAUUGGGAUCACCUUUGAGCAUGUUUUAUCCAUAAUCCUCAUAGCUAUUCGUUCUCAAUGGCAUAAAGACACAGAGAAUAAAACACACAUGCUAAAAAGAAGUCCAAAUGUGAUUUUGUGUUCUGGACUCUCGCAACAAUAACCGAAAAAUAUAGAAAAAGUUGUAAGUUUGUGAAAUAGAUUUAAGGCUGGAAGACAAAAAUGAGUAAUAAUAAGUCAACAUACUUCGUUGAAGCAGUGUCAUAGUAUAAUAUUCGUCAUACUCACACCAAACCAAUACAAUAUUCUAUAUAGUGUGUAAAACUUUUCAUUCCUUUGGUAAUAACAGAACAGUCCCAUGUGUGGAAGUUGUGUGAAAAAAGAAACUUUCGAAGUAAAAUCAGUUUGAUAGAUUUUUUUUCCUUGGUCGCGUAGAUUGUACAAGUUGUUGUUGUGCGUGUGCGUCUCAUUCGAAGAAAAUAAAAUUUAACGUGAUUUGAUGUGAAUUACGUGCAAACAAUCAGAAAACGAGAGAUACUCGAGGACACAUUCAGUGCAUUAGAAUGAUAAUUUAAUAUUGAGUUGAGUCUGGAAAGUGGCAAUCAUAAGUUCAAUCAAGCGAAUUGAAAUUGAGUGUGAAAAAUCGUUGAUCAUCGGUCUGUCAACAAAUGAGAAAAUCAGCAUCCAAAUGGCGCAGAAGGAAAUUAGACGAACACAUAACCUACAUAGAUUCCGUUAACUGUGUGCCAUUAACUAGAUCGACGUGUGCUGUACAACACAUCCACUGUGUGGUGUACUGGCGCUCGGUUGAAUCAAACCACGGAGAAUAAGAACGAAGGAGAUAGAGUAAACUCACAGCACACCGGGAUGAUGCUCGUUGGAAACUGGCAAGUAAUUUGAACAUUCAGUAGCCAACUGAGCCCAUCGACUGCUUUUGCACCCCAUUUUUUCCACCCCAUUCCAGCUCUUCGAAUGGAACACAUUGGGUCGGCACGAACGACAUAAAGCAUCAUAAAAAGAAGGAGUUCGACGGAUACAUUUAGUUGCAAGCCAUUCAUUGUAAGGAAAUAGACAGAAAAAGAGAUAGAGGAGGAGGAUUCGAAAAAACCAAUCGCACGGAAUGGAGCGUCAUCGAGCAAAUGAAAUGAAAAUAAAAAUGCGGGGAAAAGCGUGCGAAAAAAAACUGAAUUGAAAUAAAAACAACACAAAUAAAGUGAGAGAAAGAGAGAGAGAGAGAAAGAGAGAGAGAGAAAGAGAGAGAGAGAAAAUGAAAACAGUUCACACCGUGCACUGCGAACCAAAUUGAAAAAUACUUGAACUCACCACUCACUCACAUUCCAUCUGAUAAAUGAGGUUGCAAUCAAUUUCGUCCUCUCCAUCUCUGAAACGGUCAGUGUUUUUAAUUUUGAUGAUAAUCAACAACAAAAAAAGUUGAAAGUAAUAUAUUAAAAAUUAAAUAAACGUUUCGGUUUCGACAAAGUGGAAAUUUAUAUAAAUUGCUGGGUGAUAAAUUGUGAAUUUACGAAACACCAGAACAUUACACGGAUUGGUAUUUAUUUAUUUAAAAAAAAAAGAGCACAUACAUAACACAGGCAAAUUAUUAAAAGCCACUAAAACAUGUGUUUUCCGGCGACUGUAUCACUGCCGCUGCUAUUGGUCUUAUUAGCAUGCUGUAUCGGUGUAUCGAAUGCGUUCCUGAAUCAACGUACGAAAGAUACUGGCUACAACACAUUUGACGAUACGAGCACCGAUUUUCCGUCACAUAAUUCAAUUACGGCAUCGAAAUGGAAUGAACCGUACUUCGACAAUAGUAUAGCGAACAAUGUGUCCGCACUUGUGGGAAAAUCAGCGUAUUUAAGCUGCAAAGUGCGCAAUUUGGGCAAUAAAACGGUCUCAUGGAUCAGGCACAGAGACAUCCACAUUCUGACAGUUGGGACGUACACUUACACCACAGAUCAACGAUUUCAAACAGCAUAUCAUCGUGAUUUCAACGAGUGGACGCUGCAAAUCAAGUGGGCACAAAAACGUGACGCUGGUGUGUACGAAUGCCAAAUUUCAACCAUACCAAUCAAAAGCUUUUCGGUGCGAUUGAACGUUGUUGAUCCAGCAAUUGAUAAUGUCGACGAGAACAUAUUGAAUUUAGUGUACAAUGAUCAGCAAAUAGAUGUCGAUGACGAAAUAAAUGGCAUCCAAAACCAUAAAUGCUGUGACGGUAUAUACGCUGGCAGCGACGAUGAUCAUCGAAUAAAACCCGUGGCCACGAUAUUGGGCGGACAAGAUCUAUUUGUCGAUAAGGGAAGCACAAUAAACUUGACGUGUACAAUUAGAUUUGGGCCCGAGCCUCCAGGACACAUAUUUUGGUAUCAUGAGAAUAAGGAAAUAACCGCAGAAUCACCGAGGGGUAGCGUUGACAUCAAGCGCAUUUAUGGCGAAUGGACAACAUCGUAUUUGCUUAUACGAAAUGCAAAUAUUGCGGAUUCAGGUGUCUACACAUGCGCUCCGGCCGGUGGUAGCCAAACUAGCAUAAAAGUGCACGUUUUUCUGCAUGGUGAGCGGCCGGAGGCAAUGCAGACUGGGACAUCAACAUAUUUUGCUGACAAAAGCUACAUAAUGCAUACACUGCUGGUAGCCAUCAUCAUUUCCAUUUAUAAUAUCUUUCGGGACUACAAUUCAAGCAUAUUAAUUGAACAUAUGCCGAUCGACUAUAUCACAUGACAUACCAGCCCAUUCAGUGGUCUACAACAACGAAGCUCGCAGUGAAUUGGAUUCUAUCAGCGAUUUAUUCAAAAGUGAUACCGCGCGCACCAAAAUACAUUAACUAAUAUAUUAAUAGCAUAUGAAUGGUGAAUUUACUGUAUAUGAAACACAAUGAUUGUUACAGCAUUUUCAAAUAUGCGAAAAUUGAAUGGCGCUCCAAAGCAAAAUAAUAUGUAUGUGGCCGUAGCAUGUGUAUUGAAACAAUUGUAUUGAACAAGAAUUUGCCACAUGAAUGGCGAACUUUGAGUUUCAUUCGGUAAUUGUUUUAUCAUAAUUCACAGCGAAUAUUACCAACAUUUCGAUGUUUCAAUGGGAACUAAUGAAAUUUUCAACCAUCAAAUCAAUCGAUUGCAUGGGAAAACCAAAUAAUAAUUGGAUCAGGUCAGAAACUCGAUCAAUGUUUAUAUAUAUACACACAAACAUAUAUAUCAGAUAAUUUUGAAAUAAAUACUAACCAAACGGUACUUUCAGUGUAUUACUAUUAAAUGUUGGUCGAUCGUUUGAUUGAGUGAUUAGCACAGAAAGCAUCUCUUUCAAAUGUUUACAUAAUUUUGCUGCGAGGGAACAAUUAAUUCAAACUGAUUGCUUUCGAACCGGCAAAAAGUUUUGUAUCGAAACAAAAUUUAACGUAAUUGAAAUUCAAACAGAUCAGAGUUAUCAUUGAACACUGCCAAUUGUUCCUUGACGGCUCCAGUUCCGAAUUUAAUUACCUUAAUUUCCUUUUUGCCUUGGUUUGAAUUGUAUAUAUUUGUGUAAAAGAAAAAAUUGGAAUUUAGUACGUACAGGAAUACGAAUUGGCAGAAUGAUUCGUAUUCUAUUUGAGAAAAAAAAAUCGUUUGAAACCAAAUAGGAGUAUCCUUGAAUAGACUCGAUUUAUUUUUGUUCAUUUGCAUUUUUUUUGUUCCUUCAUUGUCACACUAAUGACAUUGAAAAUAAGUAAUUAGUUUUAUGGAAGACUGAUGUUCAAAACCAUUCUCAUUUUGAUGCUUGGACCUGUUCAUUGAACAUAGAUUUUGUUGUAAUACUAUGUUGAUAAUGCAUAUUUAACAGAAAAAAAAAAUGAAUUGAUGUGAAUGAUGUUGGAAUUUAAUAACAAAAAAGAACACAUUUAUUGAUUUUAACAUUAAUCAACUUUAACUAUAAGGUCAUAGCAAAUUAAAGCCGGUUCCAUCAC
This is a messenger RNA of Sitodiplosis mosellana (orange wheat blossom midge), 4596 nucleotides long. Its product is annotated as lachesin-like. The record is from RefSeq and is a predicted model, not a curated record. Gene Ontology annotation, biological process: synapse organization. Gene Ontology annotation, cellular component: neuron projection membrane. The transcript has 10 exons. NCBI's taxonomy places the organism in Eukaryota, Metazoa, Arthropoda, Insecta, Diptera, Cecidomyiidae. Bases 2283 to 3380 code for a protein of 365 amino acids.